GCAGGAAGGACAGAGCGACCGAUGUGAUGUGCUGAGAUGCGAGACUUUUUCUGAGAUGUUGGAUUCCCAACAAAUAAAAACAAGAAAUAUUUUCAGUGCGUAAAUCUCACGCAGGUUAAAACUCCACGUCAUCCUCUAAGAGUAUGUUGAAAGCUUUGAUUGGACUUUGCACCCUUCAUCUCACAACUAUCUUUUUACUUUUUUGGGCUACUAUUGACGAUGCUUGGUGGUUUACAAGAACCAUGUACACAGACCUGUGGGGGAGAUGGGUGAUGGAGAGAAAUGAUGAUGUCUGGGUAUACAUGGACAUACCGACAUCUUACAGAAAAGAUUACUUGCAGGCAGUGCAGGCCUUUGCAGUAUUGGCCUGCCUCUUUUCAGUCAUCUCCCUUUGUGUUUUCUUAUUUCAACUGUUUAUGCUGGGGAAAGGAAAGAGGUUUACAAUCGCUGGAGUUCUGCAGCUUAUGUCAUGCUUCUGUAUUAUGGUCGCUCUGUCAGUCUACACGGAUCAUUUCCACAGAGAAGAGAAAGAUGGCUGGUAUGGCUGGUCAUAUAUCAUGGCUUGGUUUGGCUGGCUGCUCACGCUAAUCAAUGGUACCAUCUACGUUAUCCUGCGCAAGAAGGUGGAUUAAAUUGGGAAACUGUGUAAAGUGCAAAAAAUAAAGCUAGUAAGGGCUAGUUAGCAAGAGUGAUCAUGGUGAUAGAUUCUUGUGAUUGUCACUUGCUGAUAGUCUAAUUAUCCAUUUGGAAUAGGAAUUUCUUUUGGUGUAUUUCCAGACUAUAAAACUUUUUACCUGAGAAUUUGAAUUGGAUUCCUGACAAGUUCAGGAAAACAUUACUUGAAGCCUUGAUGUACUUGAGAUCUUCAGAUUUCCAAAUUAUCAAACGGUUAUAUUAUAUUGUGUAUAAAUUAUGGGUCACUGAACCAUGAACACUAUGCCCAUGUGCGAUACUGGAUAAAAUGAAGUUCUUUAGAAUUAAAAUGGAUUGUUAUUUUUUUUUUAAAGAUUAUAGGCCAUUCAAGGUUUUAAUGGUCUGCCACUAUAAUGAUAGACUAAAAGUGAACUGAUUAUAAAGAUUAGUCAGUCAUUGAAAUUAAUUCUGCAUGUAAUUAGGCUGACACAUGCACACAAUUAACUUUGGCACACAGUUAAGUACCAAAUACUUGACAUUGUUAAUCUGAUGUCUGAUCUCUUCGUUUCUUGAUGCCCGCCACAUAUAAUUAGUGUGCUUUUAUGGGAGCGUGAUGAAGAUGCAGGAAUUUAAUAUGAAGUUUAUGGAAAAAAUGAAAAUGUAUUCUAUACAUAAGUCACAGGUGUGUAAAUAUAUAUAUUGCAAAGUAAAUAAUAUAUAGACAGACGCUGUAAAAUUAUAGUUUUGAAAGAAUACUGAUAAAAAAAAAACCAUUUUUUUCACAUUUGUUCAGAGCUACUUAUUUGUAUCACUUGUAAGGCCACAUCAUAUUUAGAUUUUGUCCUGGCAUUUUACUUUUUAAAUUUUUUUUUAAUGUAUUAUGCUUUCUUCUAUCUGCCAACAUACCACACAGUAUACCGCACAAGUCUGGAAUCACGACCAACAGAAUUAGAAAAUUCACCUAUUUCCAUUUGUCUGGUGCUGUAACAUUUUCUAUCUUAACUAGUAAAUGCAGUAAACGUAUCUGCAUUCAUCAAACCCUACAGAGAAAAAUGUGUCAUCCCAGAUUAUAAAGGGCUUGUGCUUUUACUGGUGUGGCUGUUACAUGUUAAGAGAACUGAUGUAAUGAAAGCUUAUUAAAUGUUCAUGUCAUGUUAUUAUGCAGUAAAUCCUGACUAUUUAAAUGAUGGAAGGUUGCACCAUCCAGUUGGUUUAUAAGAAAUAAUUUCGAGGUUGUUAAUAUUUAAGGAAGAAUUACAAUAAUACUCAGUGAUGCUCCAGGAAAGAGGUUAAAGUAGUACAAUUAAAUUAGACGAGUCAUGGAUGAGCGUGUCUGGGAUCAGAAGUGUACAUUAUUGUUUAUC
This is a messenger RNA of Tachysurus vachellii, 1997 nucleotides long. It is a transcript of the gene emp1a, whose product is annotated as epithelial membrane protein 1. The transcript has 5 exons. Gene Ontology annotation, cellular component: plasma membrane. NCBI's taxonomy places the organism in Eukaryota, Metazoa, Chordata, Actinopteri, Siluriformes, Bagridae. The record is from RefSeq and is a predicted model, not a curated record. The coding region runs from base 144 to 632 and encodes 162 amino acids.